GAUCAAUAUUGUCAGGCAGUGAUUGAUCAUCACAGCCACCGUCACUUGCAUCGUGAAUCAUGUCGUAGUCCAAGCCUGCAAAGUUCACGUACCCACUCUCCUCAAUGGCUAACAGUCGGUCCGCCUCCUCCUCCUCCUCACGUUUCUUCUGUGUAACGUCCGGGUCAAUGAUUUCUGUACGUAAGCCAAUUGGUGGCUCCGUGUCUGGGUUACUUUUUUGAAAUUCAUGUAGGUCCUUUUUCCGUGUACGUUCUGCCUUCCGUGCAUCGAUGCCAGCACGGAGCUGCAUCUUACGCUCAACGUUCACCAUGCGUGUUCUCUCUCUUUUCUCCCAUGCUUCUUCUAAAAGUUGCUCCUUUACCUUCUUCUCAUAAAUCCUUUGCCGUGCAUGUUCAACUGUAAUAGCACCACCUUUUUGAAUAGAUUUCCGACUUCUUCUAUUGUUGACAUAAGCGGUCUCUCGCCCCGAAUCUGUUAGCGCAAGGCUACCAUUGUGGCGUGGCGACAGCCUUCCAGGCCCUUCUAGAGGGGCACAGUAAGAAAGAAGGCUUGAAGUUGUUCCUGCGAAGGAAAAUGCAUUGUUACAAACUAAGAAGCCGGUAACUCUAAAAUUCAAUCAUGGCAGCGCCUGCUGAGCUGAGCUGGUCUGCGCCUUUCACGGUGGCUCCAACGGCACAGAUUACGAAGAACUUAACCGGCGACAAGAUACUCCUGCCACCUUCUGCUCUGGAGCAACUCCUCGCCGCUUCACAAGCUGUUCCGACACCUCAACACAAUGCUAUCCGUGCGGGCUUCGAUCCUUUCAAUCCAUACUCUCUAACUGCUGCCCGAGCAGAAGCAUCACAAUGGCACGAUACACAACAACAGCUACCCCACCCUCUGACCUUCCGGCUUGUCAAUCCCAAGAAUGGCCGCGUUAUAUAUGCUGGCAUCCGAGAGUUUUCAGCUGAGGAGGGCCAGAUUGGGCUCAGCCCUUCUCUCUUAGACGCUCUUGGGGUUACAACAGAGGCGGUCGGAGGUGUCGAGGGAGAGCCAAUAGACCUCACGGACGAUAACGAGGUUGGAGAAGUGGAUAGGAUAAUGGUCCAUGCGAAGCAGCUCCCAAAGGGCACAUAUGUUCGCCUACGGCCGUUGGAAGCCGGCUAUAACCCGGAUGAUUGGAAAUCGCUGCUCGAGCGACACUUACGAGAGAAUUACACGACACUUACGAAUGGCGAGGUACUCAAAAUACCAGACACGAGCAGGAGAGGACACACCUUCCAAAUUUUAAUUGAUAAAUUCGUUCCGGAAGGAGAUGCGAUAUGCGUCGUAGACACGGACCUAGAAGUCGAUAUAGAAGCAUUGAACGAAGAACAGGCCAGGGAGACAGUGAAGCAGAUUAUGGAAAAAGCACAGAGCGCCCCGGGAACGGCAGAAGGUAGCUCCUCUGGAUCCGUUCUGGAUAUAUGGACUCCAGUACAGGGCCAGGUCUUGGAGGGAGAAUAUGUGGACUAUGAGCUUCCUUCAUGGGACAGAUCCCGGAUUCUUGAAAUCGAAAUCACCCUGGAUGAAGGAGAUGAGGUAGACCUAUUCGUCAACCCUCUAGCUUCCCGGCAGAGAGCAAGACCGCGAGAGGAGGAGCAUGUUUUUGGGGAGUUUGAUAGCGAAACUUCUUCAAAAAAUAUACGUAUACGGCCGACAAACGUCGAAUUAGAGGGGGCCGAGUCGCUCUACAUAUCUGUCCAUGGAUACAGCCGUCCUGAGGGGCCUGAUCUGGCCAUGAAGCCAUCCCCUCGACGUUACAUAUUGAGAGCCCAGUCGGUCGAAGAUGGUACUCCAGACGUAUUAACGGUGGACUUAACGACGGGCGAAGAUUCUCAUGACUCCGAGGAUGAGCAGUGCAAGAACUGCCACCAAUGGGUACCUAAACGCACAAUGAUGUUACACGAGAACUUUUGUUUACGCAACAACAUUCUCUGCGAGCAAUGCCAAAGCGUCUUCAAGAAAAAUUCUCCGGAGUGGCAGUCUCACUGGCACUGCGAGCACGACUCAGCACAUGGGAAUUCUGCCGCCAGCCAGAUCAAACACAACCAUAUCUACCACAGCGACGUCACUUGCCCAUCUUGCGACUACCAAGCUUCAUCCACCCCCGAUCUCGCCCUCCACCGCACCACCCUCUGCCCCGGCAAGCUCAUUCUCUGCCAAUUCUGCCACCUCUCCGUCCCCCAAGAAGGCGACCCAUCCGCGCCCUCCGCUGAAGCUCUUCUCUCCGGCCUCACAGCCCACGAGCUCGCCGAUGGCGCCCGCACAACAAACUGUCACCUCUGCCAGGCCAUCGUGCGUCUACGCGACAUGACCACGCAUCUCAAGCACCACGAUCUCAGCCGGAACUCCAAGCCGCUGCCGCGCAUCUGCCGCAACGUGAACUGCGGGCGCACGCUGGACGGCGUCAGCAAGAACGGGCAGGUUGGCACGGCGGCGCGGGUCGGGCAGGGACCGGGAAACGAGCUCGGGCUGUGCAGCAUCUGCUUUGGGCCGUUGUAUGUUAGUAUGUAUGACCCGGAGGGGAAAGCAAUGAAGCGGCGGAUUGAGAGGAGGUAUUUGUCGCAGCUUAUUACGAGGUGUGGGAAGGCAUGGUGCGGGAAUGAGGUGUGUAAACAGGGGAGGGUCAACCUGGGGAUCACGAAAGGUGGGGUUGUUGUCACUGCUAAGGACGCGCUGCCAGAGGUGAAGCCGUUGCUGGUGGAUCUUGGGAGCGCGCCGAUGCACUUCUGUGUUGACGAGAGGAGCCAGAAGUGCAGGAAGUUGGCGGAGAUGCUGGCUGCGGAGGGGGUUUACGAGUUAGAGUGGUGCAUUGCGGCGUGUGAGGCAGAGACUGGGGAAUUAGAUGCCGCCAGGCAGUGGUUGUCGAACUGGGCUCCGAAGAAGACGGAGACCUCGUCGCGGUAGGGGGGAGUAGAGCUAUUGGAUAUGGUAUGAUCAGCAUAGCGUGGCACUCUUAGAAGAUUCACAUCACGAGACUAGUUGGAAUAUAUUACGUGGCCGCUCGGCCCUCAUACACUCCGUCGACUAUACACAUACUAUGACUAUGAAUUAUGUUUUAUAACUUCCAUGGUCAUCUGCUACUUCUGGCCAAGACACACUUGUUGUCUUGGCUCACGCCCCACCUUUCUUACAGUUCCUCUAUUGCACUCAAAUCCUCAUGGUCUACCUUACCGGGAUUUCACGUUUUGAAACAAGGGUAGCGACACGGUUUGUGGACCUGUCACUAAAUUUUGGUGGUACAAUUUGAACGGUUUGCCGUCCAUGCGCCCGUGGCCCCACAUGUUUCUCAUGCCCACGGUGUUCAGUCCCAAACGGUCGACGCAGAACACCAGUAAAUAGGAAAUAGAUAGUAGUAGAACAGU
This is a messenger RNA of Pseudogymnoascus destructans, 3386 nucleotides long. RefSeq lists its product as uncharacterized. Lineage: Eukaryota; Fungi; Ascomycota; Leotiomycetes; Thelebolales; Thelebolaceae. Bases 619 to 2928 code for a protein of 769 amino acids. The record is from RefSeq and is a predicted model, not a curated record. Gene Ontology annotation, molecular function: polyubiquitin modification-dependent protein binding. Gene Ontology annotation, cellular component: VCP-NPL4-UFD1 AAA ATPase complex. The transcript has a single exon.